Messenger RNA from Epinephelus lanceolatus (giant grouper), 3099 nucleotides. It is a transcript of the gene susd1, whose product is annotated as sushi domain containing 1. Lineage: Eukaryota; Metazoa; Chordata; Actinopteri; Perciformes; Serranidae. The record is from RefSeq and is a predicted model, not a curated record. Gene Ontology annotation, molecular function: calcium ion binding.
UAUCAACACAUGUGAAGUGUAACUGAAUGUGUCAGGGAAUGACAGAUUAAGCCACAAAACCACCAACUGCAAGAAGACCAUUGAGAAAAGGAGCUAUUUCUCAGAGUGACCUCAGCUCACCCAUUCCCCUGUUUAUCAGACACGCUCAGUGUCAUCAUGGUCGGAAGACGGAAGUAAAAAAUGAAAAAAAGAAGAUGGGGAUGAGGAGGCUGAGCAUCUGGUAAAGUGAAGAGAGCAACGGGAAGACUCUCGAGAUGGACGAGAGAAACAGAGCAAUGAUCGUGGUUUUUCUACUUUGUGUCAUUGCAGAGAUGCCAACAGAAGGCCAGAACCUAGAUGUGUGUGCCACCUGCCAUGCAAAUGCCAUAUGUGACAACAAGUCAGGUGGCUCCGGCAAAGUUUGUAACUGCAAGUAUGGGUUUGUCGGAAAUGGAAGAACCCAUUGUCAAGAUAAGGAUGAGUGUCAAAUAGGAGCAACUAAGAUCUGUGGACAACACACCACCUGCCAUAACACUUAUGGCAGCUACUACUGUACCUGCCUGGCUGGCUACAGCCCUUCUAACAACAUGACCACCUUUAUCCCAAAUGAUGGAACCCACUGCCAGGACGUUGAUGAGUGCAGGAUCACAGGCCUUUGUGGAGAGGGAGGUCUAUGCAGGAAUCUUGACGGCAGUUUUGAGUGCAGCUGCCAGCUGGGAUAUGAAGUCCACAAUGGAGUGGAGCCCUUCAACCCUCAAAGAGACAAGGCUUCCUGCAAAGUGGUUGACUGUGGCCAGCCAGCCUCAGUGGAGGACACAGUGUUGCUGUCAGUCACAGGGACCACAUACGACAGUGUGGCCAUGUUUGUCUGUGAUGAAGGCUUUGUGUGGAGGAGUGGAGACAACAGCUCUGUGUGUGGAGCUAAUGGACUGUGGAGAGGACCCACUAUGGUCUGUGAAGAGGUUGACUGUGGCUCUCCCCCGACCCUCCCUCACUCUCAUAUGCUGUGGAAUAAGAGCACGAGGAUGGGCUCCAAGGUGCUUUAUCAGUGUAACUCUGGAUAUCAUAAUGUUGGAAAGGGCAAUGUAUCCAUCUGUAAUGCUGGUGGACAGUGGGAGAGACCGCCUGUGCUCUGUCAAGAGACUUCGUGUGGAAGUCCUCCUAUAAUUGAAUCCACUGAGCAGGUGUGGGACAGUGAUCCAACCCCUGGCAGCACUGUGCUCUAUGUUUGUAAAAAAGGCUUUUAUAACAAAGGAGGACAUAACGUAUCGAUCUGUAAUGCAAACGGUCAGUGGACUCCCCCAACUCUGUCAUGCCAAGAGAUAUUAUGUGGGGAUCCUCCUCUACUGCCUCACACUGGGCAAGUGUGGAAUGGCAGCUCCACCCCUGGAAGCACAGUGACUUACUAUUGUAAAUUAGGAUUUGAUCACAAUAGAGGAAAUAAUAUGUCACUGUGCACAAUAAAUGGUUACUGGACAAAACCAAACAUCUCAUGCAAAGAGGUUGACUGUGGUGUGCCCCCACCCAUCCCUCAUUCAGUCAUGCUGUGGGAUAAAAUCUCCACUGUGGGCUCUCAGGUUGUUUAUCAGUGUAAGUCUGGAUAUGGCAGUGUUGGAGGGAGAAAUGUAUCAGUCUGUAUUGCCAGUGGAGAAUGGGAUGGAGCCUCUCUGCUCUGUCAAGAAAUCAAUUGUCAAGAGCCUGUUUUUAAACCUCAUGCUAAAAUGCUUUGGGAUGGCACAUCACACAUUGGCAGUUUGGUGUAUUACCAAUGCGAGGAAGGAUAUUACACCAAGAGCCUGAGAAACUACUCAAGUUGUGGAGAGAAUGGACUGUGGGAGGAUAUUGAUCUAUGGUGUGAAGAAAUAAGCUGUGGCCCCCCACUAACCCUCCCCCAUACUAACCUCCUGUGGGAUGGCACCAGUAGACCGGGAAGCAUGGUGGUGUAUGAGUGCAUGGAUGGAUUUUAUCAGGAGAGUGGAAAUAAUAUUUCAACAUGUUUACAAUCAGGACAGUGGGGUGAAGUAUCAGUAAAGUGUAAAGCCAAAUGUGGCCCUGUUCCCUUCCUUGCCAAAUCAGAGGUGGCAUGGCAUAACAGGAGUGUUGUGAUCCACCGCUGUGUGGAUGGAUAUCACAGCUGGAGAGGCAGCAAUGUCUCUGUGUGUGGCAGCUCUGGAGUGUGGCAGAGAGCUACACUGAGAUGCAUAGAAAUAAAGCCACCUAUCAAUCACCUAUUUGUUGUCAAUGAAAGAUGUCUGCACUGGAGGGCAGAGAAGUAUGAGGAGGAUACAGAACAAUACAAGGUGACAUACAUAGGAUCCAGAGACUAUCAGAGGUCUUUUUAUGAUGACAGGAAGCAGUUUCUGAGCUCUAAGGCUGAUCAGCUGGAACUCUGUCUUAACCUGCUUCCAGUCACAAACUACAGCAUCUUCAUCACUGCAGUGUCUGCCAGAUUCACAGCCACUACCACCAUGAACACCAGUUUACCAGUGCCUCCAGCACCGGUUGUCUACUAUAGAGAAUUUGAGACUCCUGUACCAACUUUGAGGCUACGCAGAUCACCCAGUACACUGGACCCAAUAAGUUUGUACCAGGUGUUUGUGCUUCCUGUAGAGGGGAUUCUGGUAUUUGACUGUUCCUCCUCUGCAAGUUCAGAACCCUCAAGUGAAGUAGAGUCCACAACCAAGUAUAUCACUGCUCAGAUUGAUUUGAGACAUGUCAGGUCAGAGAUGAACUUUACUGUGGGGGAUGGACUUUACUAUGGAGGCUUCUUUAAUGCACCACUGGAGAAUGGCAGGAACUAUUAUAUCAUCUUACGAGUUGUCAGUCAGUGGAAAUCGGCUUUAAAAAGUUCUUGUGUCCUGUGGGCUAAAGUAAGAGGUACAUCAUAUGUUCUGAGGGUUUCAUCUCUGUCUGCUGUUGCAUUAAUAGGACUGGUUGUCUUGGUCAUUUCUGGUGGAUACAGUUUCUCCUGGAUUUUCAAGAGGAUAAGACGCUCCUAGUGCUGAUGUUGUCAUUUUAUUUGUCAGUGUGACAACUUAAAUGACAGUUUUGACUUCCUUUCUGUACAUUUUGUUUUGUACAUUUUGUAAAUAAUUAUAAUAAACUUUUUUUUUCACUUCA